This is a messenger RNA of Eriocheir sinensis (Chinese mitten crab), 4419 nucleotides long. RefSeq lists its product as uncharacterized. Lineage: Eukaryota; Metazoa; Arthropoda; Malacostraca; Decapoda; Varunidae. The record is from RefSeq and is a predicted model, not a curated record. Bases 268 to 2568 code for a protein of 766 amino acids. The transcript has 5 exons.
CGAGCUAUACCUCCUUCCUCAGUUCUCUUCCAUCUCGACGCACGUAUACACACACACGCUCACGACGGAAGAGUGUGUGUGUGCGUAUCGGUGUGCCUGUAUGUGUGGGUUGACAGCUGACGCACACACACGUACACACACUUACAGAGCCUUGUGUGUACUUUAUGAGGCAGAUAAGGGGAAGACUGUGUGCGUGUGUACGUAUUUUGAUAGUGUUUGUGUACGUGUUCGUGACUGUGUGUGCGUGCGUGUGUACAAACAUAAAAGAUGGCAUCCCACAUGAGACUCUGUGUGGUGGUGAUGAUGAUGAUGAUGAUGAUGAUGAUGGUGGUGGUGAAUGGUGAUGACAAGUCGGAAACACUAGUGGUGAUGAUUGACACACCACUAUCACCACCACCACCACCACCAAUCGACAUAGCCUCACCACCACAACUCCCACUACUUCCACCCACUCCACCACAAGCACCACCACCACCGCCACCCGAUCCACUCCCAGGUCUGUUCGUAAGGCAAGAAACGGCCUUAAGGAAGAUGGAUGCCCUCAUAGCGAAGAUGAGCAAAUUAGAUGACCUUGACACGAAACUAGACAGACUGACCUCGAUUCUGCAAGCCCGCGAAGACCAGCUGGAGGCCCUGGUGGAGGCGGUGGAGGAGAAGGUGGACGAGGUGCAGGAGAAGGUAUCAGCUGUGUCGGGGCAAGUCGGGGAGCUGAAAGACAGGGUGGAGGCCGUUGGUGAUGUGGUAACACUGCUUGAUGGAAAAGUGGAGGAUCUAGGUGGUAAGAUAGAGGAGGUGGAUGGGAGGCUAGUGGAGCUACGGGAGGAAGUAAACGGAACACUGGAGGUGGAGAGAGGUGGAGAAAUGGAGGAAAAACAGAUGACAGCACAGUACAUGUCCACCCAAACCACAUCGCUUCCACACGAACACAUCCACUUGCUGCUGACCAACUUGACGCUGCGGGUGGAGGAGGGCGUGGAGGAGAACAGUGCCAGUGCCAGGGCGUGCCAGGAGGGCGUGAGGCACCUGACGGGGGUACUGGAGCCCUUCGUGAACACCUCCCACCACCUCGCAGCCUCCUUGGUCAACCGUAUACGGGUAUCGAACCUGGCUAUGGAUAAGCGACUAGGGGCUAUCCUGCACGCGCUGUCCCUCCGCCACCAACUCCUUAGCGAUGGACUCCACAAUGCCAUCUCCACCCUGCAGUCCCACGUCAAUCUCCACCUCCAGCAGAACCUCAGGAGUGUGGAGGAUAAGGUGGAGGAGGUGGUGAGGGGAAGUAUAGAUGAACUGAUGGUGGUUUUGAACUCCACGUCAUCUGCUUCCUCUUCCACUUCUCCCUCCACUUCCUCCUCCUCUCCACUCCUCUUAGAUACUCUUGAUAGCAUCCUCCACCUGUCCAACCUCACCUUACAUCACCUGCUGCAAGAGGAAGAGGAGGAGGAGAAAGAGGAGGAGGAGGAGAGGGUAGAAGAAGGAGAGAGGAAAGCAUCGAUGUGUGUACCAGUGGACGAAAGUAACACCACCUCCACCGCCACCAUCAACACCACCACCAACACCACCGCCACACCCAUCUCCCUCACCACCACACGCCUACAGGAGACGGUAAGGGAGGCGCUGCGGGAGAGACUCACACACCUGGAGGAGCAGGUGUCGGGGCUCCGGAUCUACCUGUCCACCAGCCUCCACGUGCACGCCGGCCAGGUGGAGGAGCGCGUGGCCCUGGUGGAGGCUGGGCUGCUGCGGGUGGUACGGGAGACGCUGUCCAAAUCCAACCGCGGUCUGGAAAAGCUUCGGCGCGCUUCCCUCGGCUACCUGGACGCCGCCGUGACCAGCGUGUCCUCGGCGGCGGUGGCGUCAGCGCAGGCCACGGCUGACCACCUGUCCCAGACGCUGACGGAUGUGACGCUGAUGCUGGCACGGCGGAUGUACCAGGUGGAGGUGGCGGUGAGGGCGGCGGUGGGCGGUGGUGAUGGUGGUGAUGAGGGUGGUGAGAGGCUAGGCUGGCAGCGGUGGUGGUGGUGGUGGUGGUGCCCUGCGAUGGUGGCGGAGAAUGGUGAUGAUGGUGAUGAUGGCGGUGCAUGUCUCAGCGCCUUACCAGGGAAUGCCUCAAGCUGGGGGGCCGCGAGGGAUCGUUGCAGGGGGGUGGGGGGUGACCUGCUGACCCUUACCCCCACCCACACACCCCUCCACCCCUUCCUUCACCCCACCCAGUCCCCCGUUCACUCCCCCCUCCACUCCAGACCCCCGCCCAUCCCCUCCUUCUGGGUGGGGGGCCGCAGGGUGCUGGGGGAGUGGCGGUGGGUCACGGGGGAGCUGGUGGAGGGGGAGGUGGAGGAGGAGGGGGAGGUUGGAGGGGGUGGGGGUGGGGAUUGUAUGGUGGUAAUGGUAGGGGAGGAUGGGGGGGUCAAAAUGUUUGCCGCUCCCUGCCUCACCCCCCACCCUGCCCUCUGCCAGCUCCCCCCCACCCCUGGCAAUGACCCUGGGCCCCCUCUUGACCCCCAGCGGAACGAGGUCACGCCCCUUGGCUCCUACAAUUUCUUGACCCCCGAUGACCUUAACCUGGCGUAGUCACCCUUUAAACACCGCCCUGAAGCCCGUUUUCUUUCACGUCGCUGACUGUAACGUGUAAUUAUGCAAUGGAGCCACCUGUAUAUCAGUUCGCAGCGGUGGCGACGCUUUACCUUUUGUUUACCAACUUUUUAUAGUUUCGGUGUUGCCUGCCGCAGCACCGUGAGUGUAGAGGUGAUGGGGGUUUAAGAUCAGAAGUCGAACUAAAUCUUCACUCAAACCACGAUUUCCGCUGGCGUGGUUCUCAAUUGUUUGUUGUUAUUGCUGCUGCUGAUGAUGGUAAUACUGUCGUCCUUCAGUGAAAUCUACCGUAGCUUUGGAAGAUCGUGGACACGUCAGAAAACCACGCAAAUAUGAGAACCACGCCAGCGGAAAUCGUGGUUUGACUGAAGAUCCACGGAAAAUUUGCCCAGUGUGAUAGCCCCUUAGCCACACCUUCAGAUGUGAUGCCCUUCUAACAUCAUAUUAUAUUAUACUAUAGAUGCAAGAGAGCCAAACAUAGCCAGGAGCGAAAUGUUCAGGAGACGAAACCUCCGAUGCUGCCUCCUGGCGUUGAUGAGACUGAUACGGACCUGCGCACAUUCGGCCCGCAAUGGUCAUAUUUCCCAUAAAUAGACGCAAACCUUAAAACAUACGAGCAAUUGGAAAAAAAUACAUUUCUUCCCGAUCAGCGAACAUCGCGUUUGGGCAUUUGACUCCAAAACAAUAACUUAUAUUCCGGAAUCCCGAAAUAGAGAGAGAGAAAAAAACAUGGAGGUAGAAUUAGUGGAGUCGACAUCAGCCCAGUUAAGUGAAUCCGCCCGGGCUGUCAUUUUUACGGCCAGGUGUCAGGUGUUGUCAGGUAGGCUCCUUAAUGGGCUCGGCCAGGCUCGCCCACCCCAUCUUUUGGCCGUAAAUUUGACAGUUCGUCGGCUUCACCUCAAUGAAUGGGAUUAGCGGGCCGUGUCGACUCCACCAAUUUUACCUCCAUGGAAAAAAGGAGUUCACUGUUAUAGCGGCGCUGCGUGUAGCCAAAACCGUCUAUUCUUAAGCAAUACAAUAGUUUAUAGGUAUACACUACUCCUACUACUACUACUACUUCUACGAAACUCCAUAUAAUUUGUAGCUAUUACAUUACUACAGCAUACAGACAGUUAGUAUAUUAUUACAUCUACGAGCUAAGACCAUAAACAGGCCGUGAAUGGGUUAUCAGUAUAUCGAAACUUCUGACUGAAAAAUUUACCUUCUUUGGUACUUUGAGAUUUCUGAAUGAAGAAGUGACCAAGGCUUGCUCUCUCGGCGGAAGGGGGGAGGGGGAGGGGCAAUGCUCUUCAACCCUAUACAACCAGCCUGACCCAAAGAAAAAGGAGAUAAAAAGAAAAAAGAAAAUUAACUCUUAUAUUCUUUUCAAUCGUGCCUCUCCUGAAAACAAAGAUAGUGACCAGUGAUGAAAGCAAUGCCGGUGGUGAUGAUGGUGGUGUUGAUGACUGUAGUGGUGGUGGUGGUGGUGGUGACGAGGGUGAUGGUGAUGACAAGUGACGACGACCAUGAUAACAACGGUGGUGGUGGUGAUGGUGAAGAUGGUGAUGAUGGUGAUGGUGACGGUGGUGAAGAUGGUGAUGGUGGUGGUGGUGGUGAUGAAGGUGGUGAUGAUGGUGAGGGACCUGCUUAUGUAUACUUUCACAUAUUUAUACAAUGAUAGAACUAAUAGAAGCGUUCACACUAAUCUAUUACCAAUGCAAUUACUCCUAUGUCCAUAAACACACACACACACACACACACACACACACACGCACACACACACAAACAAGCGUUGCCUCGCCGAUGAUGUAAACACAGCCAUGAAGAGAAUAAUAAACAUGAUUCAAAUAA